Molecule: messenger RNA, 252 nt
Organism: Rodentolepis nana
Lineage: Eukaryota; Metazoa; Platyhelminthes; Cestoda; Cyclophyllidea; Hymenolepididae
Source: the annotation of a GenBank genome assembly
AUGGCACUUUCUAAGAUCAACAGUUGCCUUGACGAGAGUUCAGGUAAUCGGUACCUCGAAGGUCAGUCGUGGAUGUCGAAUGCACGAAAUUGUGCCAAGUGCUAUUGCAUCAACGGAACAGCAGACUGUGAGAGUAGCGUUCUUCAUUGCCAAUCCUCUUGUCUUCCUGGACAGAAACACAUCAGCACUGGACCCUGCUGUGAACACAAGUGUGUUGGUGAUAGUGUUCGAAUUUUUCUUGCAUUCAAUUAG